This is a messenger RNA of Ylistrum balloti, 1446 nucleotides long. Its product is annotated as slit homolog 1 protein-like. Gene Ontology annotation, molecular function: protein binding. NCBI's taxonomy places the organism in Eukaryota, Metazoa, Mollusca, Bivalvia, Pectinida, Pectinidae. The coding region runs from base 1 to 1446 and encodes 481 amino acids. Gene Ontology annotation, cellular component: extracellular matrix. The transcript is spliced from 2 exons. The record is from RefSeq and is a predicted model, not a curated record.
AUGGCGUCUUGGAGCUUUGUGUACUUGCUGUGUUUACUGUGCACAAGAACUGCAACAGUCACAUCGUCAAACCCAUGGAAACAACCCAAAGUUGAUUACGAAAAGGCGACGUUUGAGUCUAAAGUAAUGAUAACGAAUACGACUCACGAGUCAAGCAUCAACACCCAAAACACCCAAGACUGUCCAGCCCCAGCUGUAUGUAGCUGUGGCAUUUUUAACAAUGUCAUUGAUUGUUCAGGCAGAGGACUAACUAGUGUCCCUGCAUUUAGUAAAAGUGAUAGUUUAUGGGACUUGUACCUUAAAGAUAACCAUAUCCACAGUUUAAGAGAUGACGACUUUCAUAAUAUCCAAAUACAAUUAUUAGACAUGUCUAAUAACUCAUUGACAUCUGUUUCCGAUAAUGCAUUUCGAGGACUGGAAUCGGUUCUUAACUCUUUAUAUUUGGAGUCUAACCGUUUGACUAACAUUCCGGAAACCUUGACGAAUUUGAAGAAUUUAACCUCAUUGACAAUCCAGCAGAAUCCAAUCUCAAAUUUUGAUGAAAACGUGAUGACAUCCCUCAGCAGCACGAUAAACACAUUCCAUUUUGGUUCUGAGGAGAUGGUCAUCUGGCCUCCGUCAGUACAGCUCCUGAACCUGUUUGAAUUGGGAAUUUUUAGCUUACCAUUAGAGAUAUUGCCGGAAACAGCGUUUGCAAAUUUAAGCCUAAGUUGGCUUACCCUGAACAACAUGAAGUUGAAAAGACUUCCGUCCAGUUUUAAAGGUCUUGAGAAUCUGUACUAUCUAUCUUUAAACACUGAUGAAGAUCUAACAUUGGAUGGUGUUCCCAGAAGUCUUUUUGAAAGUAUCAAGGGUCUGAAUUCGCUUCAGAUUAUCAAUAGCAAGUUCACAGCACUUCCGGAUAUAUUCCACUACACAACUGGACUAUUUCAAAUCGAGUUAAACUCUGUUCCCAUUAAUGACUUUCCCGCGGAGAUGUUACCGGAAGAAUCCAAUAUCACCAUUGCUGACUUUAAACACACUCUCUUUAAUGAGGUACCGUCUGCAAUCUCUAAGAUGAAGAAAUUAAGCGUUCUGAGCUUGAAUUAUAACAACAUAACAACAAUUCAAUCCGGCGAUCUUUCUGGGCUUUCUAAAUUAGAAUAUGUCUCUAUCUCCAAUACCCCGCUGCAUAAUAUUUCCCUAGACGCAUUCAAGACACUGACCUCUCUUCAGUAUUUAGCAUUAGACAACACGGCGCUCACCAGUAUCCCACGUGCUGUAGAGGAAGUAACAUUUGACAUCUUGAGUUUGUUCGGAAACAAAUUAAUCUGUACGUGCCAGUCGAUGGGCUGGAUGAAGAACUGGUCCGGUGCUAGCAGAAUCGGCAUCAACGGCCAUUGUAACAACCUAGGAAACAUGGAGGUCUGGCAAUAUGUGCGACAGAACGUUCCUAAGUGUCCUUAA